Dendronephthya gigantea is the source of this 1860-nucleotide messenger RNA. RefSeq names its product 2-5A-dependent ribonuclease-like. The record is from RefSeq and is a predicted model, not a curated record. Gene Ontology annotation, molecular function: protein kinase activity; protein binding; ATP binding. The coding region runs from base 1 to 1860 and encodes 619 amino acids. Lineage: Eukaryota; Metazoa; Cnidaria; Anthozoa; Malacalcyonacea; Nephtheidae. Gene Ontology annotation, biological process: protein phosphorylation. The transcript is spliced from 5 exons.
AUGAUAAAAUAUCUUGUUGAGAAGGGAGCUGAUGUAAAAGGUAAGCUAGAUAUAGUGAAAUACCUUGUUGAAAACGGGGCUGAUGUAAAUAGCACGGAUUUUGACGAGAGGUCAGUUCUACACAGCGCUGUUACUGAAAGUAAGCUAGAUGUGGUAAAAUACCUUGUUGAACAUGGGGCUGAUGUAAAUGGUAAAGAUACUAAUGGGGACACAGUGCUGCAUUUUGCAGUUAGUGAAGGUACGCUUGAAAUGGUAAAAUAUCUUGUUGAAAAUAACGCUGAUGUAAAUGGAAUUGAUACUGAUGGGUGGACAUAUACUGAUGGAUGGACAGUAUUGCACUAUGCUGUUAGCAAAGGUACACUAGAAAUGGUAAAAUAUCUUGUUGAAAAGGGAGCUGAAGUAAAAGGUAAAAAUACUGACGGAAAGACAGUACUGCACACUGCUGUUACUAAAAGUACGCUGGAUAUAGUGAAAUAUCUUGUUGAAAAAGGCGCUGCUGUGAAUGCCAUUAACAGGAAAAAUACUAACGGGUCGACAGUGCUGCACAGUGCUGUUGCUAAAGGUAAGCUUGAAAUAGUGAAAUAUCUUGUUGAAAACGGCGCUGAUGUAAAUAGACCGGAUAUUGACGGGUUGACAGUUCUACACACAGCUGUUAGUAAAGGUACGCUGGGUAUAGUGAAAUAUCUUGUUGAAAAAGGCGCAGCUGUGAAUGCCAUUAACAGCAAAAAUGCUGACGGGUCGACCGUGCUGCACAGUGCUGUUGCUAAAGGUAAGCCAGAAAUAGUGAAAUAUCUUGUUGAAAACGGCGCUGAUGUAAAUAGCACGGAUAUUGACGGAAAGACAGUUCUACACAGUGCUGCUACUGGAAGUAAGCUUGAUAUGGCAAAAGAACAGGGUUGUUCCGAGAGCUGGAAAAUUCUUGUCGAACGAAGCCAAAUGAAGCCAAUUCUUAUCGAAGAAUCUCAAAAUAGUCUCAAAAAGUCUUUAAAACAUGGUGAGAAGAUUGAGAUGUUGAAAAGAAUGAACUGCAACAUGUUAGAAAAGACUGAAAUACCGAUGCAGGCUUUUGUCGCAGAGAGUCAAUUCAAAAUUGGCGAUGGUGGUUCUUCUUGUGUCUAUGUUGGUCUCAUGAAAGAUGGAAGCGAAGUUGCAGUUAAGAGAAUUUUGGUGCAAAGUGACGACAAAACAGCUGAAAACGAAAAAGAAAUCAUGAGUCUUAUUGAAACGAACAGCUGUCCAUUUAUAGUGAGCUAUCGUCAUUUUCACCGUGAUCAUGACGAUGUGCUCAUGUAUCUCAUUGUUGAUCUUUGCGAGGAAGACUUGAGGGAACUUGUUGAUGCAUCCAGUAUUGAACAUCUACAAGAGCAUGGUCCACAAAUGAUUAGGGAAAUUCUAUCUGGACUUGAAUUUCUUCAUGGUAAAGGAAUAUUACACAGAGAUCUUAAACCAUCAAACGUCCUGGUUGAUAUCGAAGGUCGCAUGAAAUUGGCAGAUUUUGGAAUAAGCCGCGUUCUAAAUGACGAACAAACGACAGUUGUGACAUUCGCCAAAGGUACUCCUGGAUGGAUGCCAUCGGAAGUAACUCAAGCCAUUGAGAAAAAUGAGAAGUGUCGUUUCAAAAAGAAAUCAGAUGUCCAGGUCGCGGGUAUGAUUGCUUUCUACGUCCUAACUAAAGGUGAACACCCUUUUGGUUCUAGGCUUGAUCGAAUGAGAAAUAUUUCGAAAGGGAACUCUAUUGGCUUGAAUAAACUUGGUGAUCGCAAAGCUCAAAAUUUUGUGUCGUGGCUGAUCAAUCAUAAAAUUGAUGAGAGACCUUAUGCUGACGAAGCGUUGAGGCAUCCUUUCGUUGAUGAACAUUGA